Molecule: messenger RNA, 510 nt
Organism: Morchella sextelata
Lineage: Eukaryota; Fungi; Ascomycota; Pezizomycetes; Pezizales; Morchellaceae
Exons: 2
Coding region: 1-510 (169 amino acids)
Molecular function (GO): protein binding
Source: RefSeq, a predicted model, not a curated record
AUGUCAUUACUACAACUUCCCAACGAACUCCUCCUCGUUAUCUCCAGGGACCUUGAGUCUGAUAACCUCAAUUCGUUUCUCCAAACAAACCACCGUCUUGCGAGUCUCCUCACCCCACUUCUUCAUAAGAACGCAAUCGAGGACAGAGAACUCUCCUGGGCAGUUCGGGGCGGAUAUGCGCCGUUAGUCAAGCUAUUGUUAGAGAACGGAAAAGGUGGCGCAUGCUUCCUUAUCGGAUCUCCGAUUCAUUGGGCGGCGCUCUACGGUCAUCGAGCAGUAAUUGAGCAGCUAUUGGAUAUGGGCGUUGAUAUCUCUCAAAAAGAUCUCAGUGGAGAAAGUGCUCUUUUCUGGGCUGUUAGGUCAGGGCGGGAAGCAACUGUUUCAUUCCUCCUGGAGAGAGGGGCAGAUAUCAAUGAAAAAGGCAGAUUGGGUUCAAGUUUGCUUCAAGAUUUGGAUAAGGACGAAAGGCCACAAGUUCUUGGGACCAUGGGAAUGAUUGGAACUUGUUAG